Molecule: messenger RNA, 460 nt
Organism: Strongylus vulgaris
Lineage: Eukaryota; Metazoa; Nematoda; Chromadorea; Rhabditida; Strongylidae
Source: the annotation of a GenBank genome assembly
AACGUUUGUACUGGGCUAUGUUGUGCCGCUUAUUCUCAUUGUUUUUUUCAACUGGAAUCUCAUUCGAAAGCUAUAUGUGCAUAAAAGUUGCACUUACUACUGACGUCUCUGCCUUCCAGAGUUCUUCCAAGGUCAGCUAUUCCUCUAAGACGGGUCGUUAUGUAUACUGUCCUAAUUGCCGCUGUUUAUUUCGUUUGUUGGACUCCAUACUGGUCGGCGUUUUCUGUGCUCUACGCGAUCGUAAUGUCAGUUGCCGGAUUACCGACGACAACAAGCGAACUUCUUCUUUUUGUUAUCUACUGUGUUCACCUACUUCCAUAUUUUGGGAGCUCAUCAAACUGGAUUCUUUACGGGCUUCUCAACACCCAGUUGCAGGUGGGAAAGUACUGUUUUUGUUUAAGGCAGAUUUACUAAAAAUCAGAAAAGUGCAAGCGGACCUUAAACUGAGGUCUGAAUAAGG